Messenger RNA from Aureobasidium subglaciale EXF-2481, 762 nucleotides. RefSeq lists its product as uncharacterized. The transcript has a single exon. The record is from RefSeq and is a predicted model, not a curated record. Gene Ontology annotation, cellular component: TRAPPI protein complex; TRAPPIII protein complex; TRAPPII protein complex. Lineage: Eukaryota; Fungi; Ascomycota; Dothideomycetes; Dothideales; Saccotheciaceae. The coding region runs from base 1 to 762 and encodes 253 amino acids. Gene Ontology annotation, biological process: endoplasmic reticulum to Golgi vesicle-mediated transport.
AUGGCUACUCAGCAGACGCAGCAGACGCAGCAGACGCAGCAGACGCAGCAGACGCAACAGCAACAUCCGCCGCCGCAAGCAGCAGCACAAGCCAAUGCAGUGCCCACUGCUGCCAGGACGAGCUCAUACACUGCGCUGCCUCCGCCUGCACCCUAUACACCGCUGCGCUAUGCCAGCAACCGCAAGUCCAUCUACGACCGCAACUUGAACCGCGCGAAGACGUCUGAGUUGAGCCUGGCCUCUUUCGCCCAUCUCUUCAACACCUUGAUUGCAUACCAUCAAGCUCGCGCGCCCUCGGUGUCCGACCUUGAGGCCAGGUUGGCUCAAUCGGCAUAUCCCAUCGGCGUCAAGCUACUCGACCUCCUCCUCUUCCGCAUGCCAGCACGUACAGCUUCUCGACCAACCCGACUACUCGAUCUCCUGCAAUUCAUACACACGACCUUAUGGCGAUCCCUGUUCGGCCGGCCUGCCGACGCCCUAGAGGCCAGCACCGGUAACAACAACGACUACAUGAUUGUUGACAACGACCCGCUUGUCAACACCUAUAUCAGCAUCCCAAAGGAGAUGAGCCAGCUCAAUUGCGCAGCUUUCGUCGGUGGUAUCAUCGAGGGUGUCUGUGAUGCUGCAGGCUUCUCGACAGAUGGCGUUACAGCACAUUGGGCAGAGAACGACGAGCUUUGGCCGUCAAAAACCAUCUUCCUCAUCAAAUUUAAACCCGAAGUGGUCGAGAGAGAAGAAGCACUCAAGGCUGGAGGGGGUUGA